AUGACUAAAAACAGUGCAGACGAGACUAUUGCUGUAAAAACAAUGGAACGCAUCCAUCACGGCUUUCACAAGCGCACAACAUUAGCUAAGAAACGGGUUCAGAGGAUGUCCACAGAUGAUAUGAGGAAAUUCAUGAAGAACAAUGGAUUUGUGCUGUUCACUGUGUUGGCUGUUAUUAUUGGUAUCAUACUCGGUUUCUGUCUCAGGGAAUAUCAGAUGGAUUUCCGGCAGAUUAAGUACUUUUCCUUUCCUGGGGAAUUACUGAUGCGUAUGUUACAGAUGCUGGUGAUGCCGCUCAUCAUUUCCAGCUUGGUCACAGGUAUGGCUGCUCUGGACAGCAAGGCCUCCGGAAAAAUGGGUCUUCGUGCAGUGAUUUACUACACAACCACGACUGUCCUGGCAGUGAUAACCGGGAUCAUUAUGGUGUUGAUCAUCCAUCCUGGAGGAGGAGGCAAGGAGAAGAUGCACCGGGAGGGGAAGAUUGAAGAAGUGCAUUCAGCUGAUGCAUUCAUGGAUUUAGUCAGGAACAUGUUCCCCCCUAACCUGGUGGAGGCUUGCUUUAAACAGUUUAAAACCAACUACGGCAUAAGAAAGGUUAAGCCAAUCAUUGCACAGAAUGAAACUGUCAUCUCCGACUCGGUGAUCAACAACUUUUCACAGGCCAUGAAUCUUCUACUGGAGGUGACAGAAGAGAUGGUCCCAAUACCAGGCUCUGUCAAUGCAGUCAAUGCCCUGGGGCUUGUCGUAUUCUCCAUGAGCUUUGGGCUUGUGAUUGGAAAAAUGAAAGAAGAUGGAGUCAUACUCCGUGACUUCUUCAACUGUCUGAAUGAAGCAAUUAUGCAAUUGGUGUCUGUGAUCAUGUGGUAUGCUCCAAUGGGUAUUCUAUUCCUUAUUGCGGGUAAGAUUGUUGAAAUGGAGGAUAUGACUGUGGUGGGAGGACAGCUGGGGAUGUAUACAAUCACAGUCAUUGUGGGCCUGCUCAUUCACGCUCUCAUCGUGCUGCCCCUCCUCUACUUCUUCAUCACACACAAGAAUCCCUUUGUUUUUAUUGGUGGACUGGUGCAGGCUCUGGUUACUGCACUUGGCACCUCCUCCAGCUCAGCCACUUUGCCUAUCACAUUUCGUUGCCUGGAGGACAAGAUUGGGCUGGAUAAACGAAUCACCAGAUUUGUGCUGCCUGUUGGUGCCACAAUUAACAUGGAUGGCACUGCACUGUACGAAGCACUUGCUGCUAUCUUCAUUGCACAAGUUAACAACUUUGAACUUAACUUUGGACAAAUCCUCACCAUCAGUAUCACUGCCACAGCUGCCAGCAUUGGUGCUGCUGGCAUCCCACAGGCAGGUCUGGUUACCAUGGUGAUCGUGCUGACAUCGGUGGGGCUUCCAACAGACGACAUCACUCUGAUCAUCGCGGUGGAUUGGUUUCUAGAUCGACUGCGCACAACGACCAACGUGCUGGGAGAUUCACUGGGAGCCGGCAUUGUAGAACACCUCUCUCGCCAUGAGCUUCAGAAAAUGGAUGCCGAGGCUGGCAACUUUGUCAUUGAGGAAAAUGAGAUGAAGAAACCCUACCAGCUUAUCUGCCAGGACAAAGAGAACGAGAAGCCCAUAGACAGUGAGACCAAGAUGUAG
Molecule: messenger RNA, 1632 nt
Organism: Carcharodon carcharias (great white shark)
Lineage: Eukaryota; Metazoa; Chordata; Chondrichthyes; Lamniformes; Lamnidae
Product: excitatory amino acid transporter 1-like
Exons: 9
Coding region: 1-1632 (543 amino acids)
Biological process (GO): D-aspartate import across plasma membrane; L-glutamate import across plasma membrane; L-aspartate import across plasma membrane
Cellular component (GO): plasma membrane
Molecular function (GO): neutral L-amino acid transmembrane transporter activity; L-glutamate transmembrane transporter activity; glutamate:sodium symporter activity
Source: RefSeq, a predicted model, not a curated record